CCUCCUCCCUCAGGAAGGGGAGCACCACACCCUGUCAGCCAAUCAGAGCUCGGCUCCACCUUCUCCAUCACAUCAUCUCAGUUUCCAAGUGGGAUUGCCACAACAUCAAAGCCACCUCCCUCCCUCACUUUCUCUCUCUCUCUGUCUUCUCUCUGCGUCCUCCAACAUCCACCACUCAGGAAGAGAAUCAGGAGAGGAGAUGGACUAAAGGAGGAGAAGAAGAAGAAGAGAGAUGUGUUUACUCCAAUGAAGCUCGUCCACUGAAAUUAGGAAUCCUGCGCCUCUCUCUCCCUCUCUCACACCAUGAGCGUCUUAGCUCUCUCGCCCGUGGCUCCUGAGCCGCUGUCUCCGAUGGUCACCUCUGUCACUCCGACCCUGGACCUCGACACCUCCACCUCCCCCACCACCGCCACCACCGCCACCACCACCAACCCCUUCACCUUGGACCAGGAGCAUCAGUCACAGGAUGGGGAGUCCUCGCCGGGCCCCAGCCCCAGCCCCGGCAGCCUCACUGAGGGAGGGCCUCACCUGGGGAGAGACCCCCGCCACAGGUCAAAGAAACCUCCUCCCCUUCACACCGGAGCCGACUGGAAGGUCGUCCUCCACCUGCCGGAGAUCGAGACGUGGCUGAGGGUGACCAGCGACAGGGUCACGCAGCUCACACACUCUGUGGGACAAGACAGCGACCACAGACACGUGGACGUCCACCUGGUGCAGCUCAAGGACAUCUGUGAGGACAUCUCAGACCAUGUGGAGCAGAUUCAUGCCCUGCUGGAGACAGAGUUCUCCCUGAAACUGUUGUCCUACUCUGUAAACAUCAUCGUUGACAUCAGGACGGUGCAGCUGCUGUGGCACCAGCUGAGAGUCUCAGUUCUGGUCCUGAAGGAACGUCUGCUGCAGGGUCUGCAGGACUCCAACGGAAACUACACCCGCCAGACCGACAUCCUGCAGGCCUUCAGCCAGGACCAGCACGAGACCCGCCUGGACGCUCUGACGGAGGUGGACGACUGCGGUCAGCUGACCAUCCGCUGCAGCCAGGAUUACUUCUCUCUGGACUGCGGUAUCACCGCCUUCGAGCUAAGCGACUACAGCCCCGGUGACGAGCCUGAGGCCCAGGGACAGGAGCCAGAAGGCGAGGAGGAGGAGGAGGAGGAGGAGGAGGAGGAGGAAGGAAGGAAGGAGGAGGUCGAUCAAGCUCAAGGCCCAGAGCCAGAACCGGGGUCAGAGGAGAGCGAAGGAUCCUCAAACCACAAACUCCAUAACAGUUUACCUGAACUCACCACGCCCGGUGACUCAACAGACCACACCCACCCUCCUUCAGUAGUACCCACAAUGCAAUGCGGCAUGUCCAAUCACAGUGAGAGUGCGAAGCGCCCGCUGCAGGGUGUGAGCCACAGCACUGAGGUGUCACCCACACAACCGUCACUCCCUAAGAGGGCUGCCCUGUUGUCAGACGGAGGAACGAGGGGACAUCUGGGGAAGAUCAGUCCGCUCUCCGGGCUCCAGUUCCAAGCCGAGCUGAGUCGGAGCACCCCCUCUCUCAUGGAUCCUCCAGACCGCUCCAAGUUCUGGUUGGAGCUUGACUCAGUUUACCCAGAAAAUGUUUCACAGUCCUACGAGAGCCUGCAGGUCAUGAACGGACGCAACCUCCAGAGAAGCCAUAUGAGCUCCAGACACGGUGGACACCCAGAGGGGUGCGCACAGAGACCGCUGACCGACCAGAGGAGCUCGUCUGCGGCCGGCCUGACCGCCGACGCCCCCCUGCCUCUCCAGGACCUGAUGUCUCAGGAUGAAAUAUCAAAACAAAUGGACAGGACGAAGAUGAAGACACACACACACAGUGAGGGGGACUCUGACUCCUCGUUGCCCUCCCCCAUGAGAGAGCAGCUCCUCUCCUCAGACCCGGAGGUGUCUGGGGAGGAGUCGGACCCCCGACCACCUCCCGGCAAGACAGCGGUCUGGAUUGUGAAACGCCAGGGGCAGAAGCAGGGGGCCCAGGUCUCAUCAAAAGCCAGCCCAGAGAGAGAGCACUGGUACGGGUCAGAGGAGUUCCUGGCUCUCCCUGCUCAGCUCCGUAAGACGGAGAUGCUCGCCAUGAAACUGGAAAGUCUGGCUCAUUCCAUCCCACUGAGGCCCGGUGCUUGUGACUCUGCCCAGGAGGGUUUGCAGGAUGUGGAUGACUGGGAUUUGACGGAACUAAACCCAGAAUGGGACGUAGGCGAGAGCGGGGACAACAUCAGCAGCGUCGGGGAGAGCGGGGACGACGUUCCUUCACCUCUGCCACCGCUGCUUCCUUACAGACGAAACUUCGUCAGCCGCUUUAGCCCCACCUCCUCCAGCGAUAUUGCUCCCUCGUUAGAUGAAAGCAUAGAGUCCGGCCCGUUCAGUGACCUGCAGUCGGAGGAGGACGAGGGACGGAGGUCCGCAGACAGGCGACUGCAGCUCGCAGUGCCCCCGAUGGACGUGCGUGGAGGUGCUUUCCUGGUGCAACAGCUGCUGGAGGACAUUCAGAGUCAGAACAACGACCCGGACAUCUGGAAGAAGAUGGAGUGUUUCGUGCAGCAGUUGGACGGGUUCAUCUCGUGGCUGCAGGAGGCGCUGGACAGCACGGAGAACUGGACGCAGCCCAGACAGGAGCUGGACAGCCUGAGGGUAUACCUGGACACACACCUGAGUUUCAAGCUAAACGUGGACGGUCACAGUGCUCUGAAGGAGAAUAUAAUGGAGGAAGGCAGAGUGCUGCUCACCGUCAUCACCUCCCACCAAUCAGCUCUGAAGGAUAUCCUCCAUAUGGUUUCCAGCCAAUGGGAUCAGCUCCAGCGGCAGAUUCGGCGCCAACAUGGCUGGAUGCUCCGCGCCCUUCACUGCAUCCAGGCCCGCCUCUUCUACACCGCCCAAUCGCACGAGCCUUUCACGGCCUCGGGGGACCCGUCGGCCAAUCGGCAGGCUCUGUGCCCGGCGGACGGCCUCAAGGCUGAGCUGAUCUCCGGUCAGUGUGAAGUCCAGCGAGCCGCUCUGGAGCAGAUGGCGAUCAAACUGAGCAGCCUGCACUACCCCUCACCCACCAACAGGAGGCACUACAGCCAGCUGGCCAUGAGCAACAGUCUGCAGGAAUUCGAGGCCGAGUACCAGGAGCUCUGGGACUGGCUUAUGGACAUGGACGCCAUGGUAACGGACAGUCACCAGCUGAUGAUGUCAGAGGAGCAGAGACACCAUCUCUUCAAGAGCAGCCACAUCGAGCUGAUGAUGAUGGAGAGCAGGAAGACCAGCCUGCUGGGCCGAGCCGAGUCUCUGAAGAGGAGCGGGACCGAACUGCCGAGCAACUUCCACCGCAAAAUACACAACCUGACACACACGUGGAGACAGCUGGAGAAAAUCCUCUCGGAGCAUUCAGGACGAGGUUCGUCCCAGCAGAACCAGUCCUCCUCCUCUUCUUCUUCUUCUGCCAACAUGAACUCUCUGCUGGUCGGCGGCCGAGACGCGACGGCGGAAAACCCUCGCUCCGCCCUCUCGCCGCUGACCAACUCGCUCCUGGAGCAGCUGGAGGCUCGUAUCAAGGAGCUGAAAGCGUGGCUGAGAGACACCGAGCUCCUCAUCUUCAACUCCUGCCUCAGACAGGGCAAAGACGCCUCGGCACAGCUGCAGAGCUUCAAGUCUCUGUGUUCGGAGGUGCGAAGCCGACGAAGAGGAGUCUCCUCUGUUCUGAAACUCUGCCAGAAGCUGCUGCAACAGAGCCAGUCGGGACCUAUGGCGGAGGUGGGCCCAGAGGCGGAGCAGCACCGUGAGGCCCUGCAGCUGCUGUCAAUCAACCUGGAGAGGAGGUGGGAGGCGAUCGUGAUGCAGGCGCUGCAGUGGCAGAACAGACUGAAGAGAGAGCUGGGAGAGCAGCAGGUUCCCGGGAACUUUCUGGAACCGGGAUUAGUCGACCUCCACCAAAUCAGCCCGGUCCCAGCAUGCCCAGUGGCGCCGGCUCCGGACGACUCCUGGGAAUGGGAUGAAACAGAUAUGACAAUCACAGAACCAGAACCACAAGAAGUACCAGAACCCGAUUUUAUGCAAAACCUCCCCGCACAACCGAAUCUGCCUUCGGACAGCGUUCUGUCCAACGGGAAUCAACCCAACAGGAUCCAGACAGAUGUCCAAGCCAAUCAGAGUCCUGAGGUCGUGGCUUCAUCUGAGCCCAGCGUGAGCUCCCAAACUCUUCCCCCCAACAACAAUAACGUCUACCAGGUGUACAGCCUCCAUAACGUUGAAUUAUACAAACAGCCUCAGUUUCCUUACACUUCCUCCACGAUGCAGAAAACCAAAGCAGGAAAAAGACAACAGCAUCUGCUGCUGAAGAGCCUGAGUAAAGACUCCUCGUUCUCCUCCUUGGAAUCCCUCCCUGACGUCAUCGGGGAUAUGAUGCCAAACGGCCGAGGAGGAGGAGGAGAGUGGUUUGUGGGAUACAAGGAUGGGGAAAACGAGAGGGAGGGGGGCAGGGGAAGCGGCCAGUCGGCGAACAGUCGACGUUCAGAGAGCGAGAGCGGGAUCGUCAGCGAUACGGGAGACACCGAGACGAUAACCAACAACUCUGAAAUCCAAGAACAGGAGGAGGAUGAGGAGGAGUCCACCGUAGUCCAUGUUACUCUGCACAAAGACAAUUACAACCAAAGAAGGAGGAGGGAUGAAAUCAGAGGUGAAAGCAGAAGAAACAGAGAAGAGGAGAAGAAGAGGAGGCACAGGAAGGGAGGAGGGGAGGCGGUUGAGAUCCUGAUCAACGGGCGUGGGAUCCUGACCCCCGCCGACUCCGACUCUGACUUUGAGGUGGGAGGCCUCAGUGUAGACUCAUCCAAGCCUUUCCCGUCCCGCUGUCCUGUCACAGAGUUCAAAGCUGACCAGUAUAACGGUUUGGAGACUCCUCCCGUGCUCAGCCGCCGGGCGUCCAGUCCGUUAUUAUCUCAGGGCUCCUCUCUAGAGUCCCUGCUGGCUCUGGGUGUGGAGUUAUUCCCCUCCAAAGACCUGCUCCAUCGCAGCGCCUCUAUGGAGAGCUGCCUGGUCCCCAGUCGCAGCGCUGAAAGGGAGACCACCGGCAGCCUGGCCAGCCUCGGGGAGCUGGACCUGGGGCAGAGCAGAGACGAGGAUGGUGGUGAACCAGCAAAGGAGAAAAACAACGAAAGUGCACCAGGAGAACCUUCCUCUGGGGAGCUGAGUCGAAGAACUCUUGAUCUCCUGAAACGCUUAGAGAACAUUCAGAGUCCCUUGGCGGGGAAGAUGACCCGCAGUGUUUCCGAUAUGACUCUUCGGAGCAGCUCUCCGCAGCAGAGCCGACUCCCUGCCUCCCCCUCCCUCGGCGGCCGACACCCUCCCCUCUCCGGGAUUUCAGGCUCCUCACGGAAAGGUCCACCGUCCCUGAUCAAUGAGAGUUCAGCGACGGCAUCGUUAACGGAGCUGAGCAGCGCCGAAGACUCGUCUCUGGGGUCUGAAGAUUUCGCCGGGCUCAAAAAACACCGCCACCUUCUUCUGGAUCCCACCAUGGCGGCGAACGCCAACUCAAGUUCCCAUCAUAGGAAACGUUGCCACGGCAACAGCCGAGGACAGGGGAUAGAUGAAGCGGAUGGGGCGAGCCUGAGCAUGGUGGUCAACGUGUCUUGUACGUCGGCGUGCACGGAUGAGGACGAGGACGACAGCGACCUCCUGUCUUCCUCCACGCUCACUCUGACCGAGGAGGAGCUCGGUGUACGGGACGGAGAGGACGAGGAGGAGGAGAGGCUGAGCGGCACCUCCUCUGGUAACGAAGACGACGAGGAUGAUGAUGAAGAGGAGAUGGAGGGGUCUUACGUGCUGGGCCUGGAGUACAUGAAGAGGGAGCUGCAGAGUUGGAUACGACCUCGCACCUCCUCUUCCUCCGCCUCUAAAACAGAGGCAGGCCUCCGGGACGAGCUGCAGUGUGGGACCAACCUGUCCUCCACCUUCACCUCCUCCUCCUCCUCCUCCUCCUCCUCCUCUCAGAACAAGGAGCAGCGCUGCUUCCUAAACCGCUCGGCUGCAAAAUUAAUGGAAGCUAACACCAACAGCAGCAACAAUAAAACAAAAAGGGAUAAGAAAGAACAAGAGGAAGAGAACAGGAUCAACGCCACGAGAAGCUACAUCAGCCAGUUUGUGGACGACGUAGAAAACGGAAACGUGGACCAAAGCUGUUUAAAAGGGAAAGACGAAGACGAUGAACUCCUCCGCGAGGAGUCCAGCGUGUUCACAAAGAAAGGAGAGUCACACAGGGAGUCGUACAUGUUUGCCAAAACUGGAGAGUUAGUUCGGGACGUCAGCGACUUCAUAGCGAAAACAGAAUCGAGCUCGACGAAGCAGCUUUCUCCGUCCCCGUCCUGCGAGCUCCUCCCCAUCCGUGCCUCCUCUUUGGUCGGACAGCUGAGGGGGGAGUUACCCUGCCACAGCUCCUCCGUCCCCUCACCUCCGUCCCUCUCGCCGGUCGAGGACUGCAGGUCCCGCAGUAACGGGGGACGGAAGGCCAUCAACAUUCAGGAGAAGUUCAAGUUCUCUUCCUUUGUGACGGAGGAAAGCAGGAGGGAGGUCAGAGACAAAGAAUCAUCGCUGCCUCCCAAAAAACGGCACAGUUCUCUCUCCUCCUCCUCCUGCUGCAACCACCUCCCCUCCUCUUCCUCCCUCCUCCGUCCACACAGUGUAGACGAGGGCAAGAAAGAGAACGUGCACAACUUCGUGAUGGAGAUAAUUGACAUGACCUCACUGGCACUGAAGAGCAAAGACGUCCAGGCUGAAGAACCGAACCAGAGCGAGAUCAGCGGGUCCAACUCAGACCAGAGUCCUGCAUCACUAACACAGAUCAGAGACAAGGUCCUCGAACACUCCCACCGGCCUCUCCACCUCCGUAAGGGAGACUUCUACUCCUACCUGUCUCUCUCCUCCCACGACAGCGACUGCGGCGAGGUCAGCCAGUGCUCCGAGGACAAGAGCUCCACUCCUGCGCCCUACAACAUCCCGUCUUACUCCACGCCGACACAAGGCCUCCACAGCCCGAGCCCCGAGCUGUUUACAAGCCCCAAACAGCAGCAGAUACCGACCUCAGACGCAGCUGAGUCUUCCAAACGCUCCCCUACCGGCCUCGACUCCAAGAACGACUUCUGCGCUCUUGAUUUGAAGUCUGCUGAUAGCCAGACUAAUGGUAACGAGGACCCCGAUAACCCCUCUCUAUCGGUGCCCCCCAGCCCAGACAUCAGAGAUGAGGAGACCCUGUUUGCAGCCUGUACUGAGGAGGUGUACCUGGGCCCGCCUCUCUGCUACAGCAUGGUGCUCAACAAGAAACCACGGAGGGUCUCGCUGAAGGAGAGUUCGGGGUAUUUGUCCUCCCUGGGCUCUGGCUAUGAACUGAAGGACAGUCUAGCUCAAUUGCCUUGCUCCAAAUCUACUGAUAGUCUUCAAUAUUUGUCUCAAAAGGGGCCCAGUUCUGAACCAGCUGACAGUCUGAGCUACCUGUCUCCCUCAAAGGAGUCUUUACUGGAUAGAAACCUGCAUUUCCAGGUGACAACAGACACAACACAGAGCUCCUCCUCCUCCUCUCCUCUCCUAGAGCCUUGUUACAGCUCAUUUUCCACCUCCUCGCCCUCAAAGAGCGCCUCCCCCUCUCUCCGGGGGCCCGGCUCCGAACCAAGAGACGACAACCCUUCCUCUCCUCCUCCCUUGUCCUCAGGCGCUGAGGAAGAGAAGCGAGGUGAGGACCCGUACCUCCUCUGUGAUGUCGCUGGAGGAGAAGUCGCGGCCGCUGCGAGUGUCAGCGCGCCGCAGGAGGAGAGGAGUCGUAAUGAGGGGCCUCCUUAUCUUAAUCCCCGGGCGCGUGUCGCCCCGAUAGACUCCUCCGCAGCCGAAUGUUUGGCAGAUACUAAAACGCUUGAAUCCAAUAUGGGCGCCGUAAUGACCAAGAUAAGUGUCUGCAGCUCCGCUACAAAUCCCUCAAAAGAGCCAGCCGCCACCGCCACGCGUAUUAAUCCCAAAAUUAACUGCUCGGCGAUGAGAGAGGCAGAUAGGGAGGAGGGGGAGAGGCGAGGAGAGGUGGAUACUCGGCGGGUGAAGCAGGAGGAGAAGGGGAGGAGAGGGCGGAGCGGCUCGCAGCAGGAAGCAAAGACAGCACGGGCGAAGCAGGUCGGUUCUCAGUCAGCCGCCAAUCACGCCACCAGGGCUGCACAGGGGCGGAGCCAAGCCUCAUCGAGACUGCCCACCUCGAGGACGGUGCCAGUCAGAAGACUACCUACACUGGGAGCAGGAACCUCCAGGAUCCAGCUGUAAGGGAGCUCUCUCCAUCUCCUCCCCAGCUGAGCUGAUCUCUCUCCUGGGCUUCAUCUCUCCGGCCGUCCCCUCUCUGCUCUGCUCCUGGAGCCUUCUCAUACCUCUGAUCUCUCAUUUCUCACUGCUGUAACUGAACGGAUCUUCAAAAGACUGGACAGAAAACUCAACCUGUGCGGUUUCAGGUUGACCUUCAAACCGAUUCAGACUAAUUCUUAAUUGAGGAUAAUACACGUUGUGGUCAUAUCCACCAUUUUAACAGUAAUAAUGAGUUAAAAUUCAGGGUUAAACUUGUGUUCAGAAGCAGCCUUUAGGGUUUGCCUGAGCAUAUUUUUGAGUCAGACUGAGGACAGUAUAUAGCAUUUACAGAAAAGUACAGCUCGAGUGUGGUUAAGAAGGCGGUUUUUAGAGUUGUGAGGAACCUAAUUUAGUGAAAUUACAUCCAACAAACAUUUAAAUGUGAUUAUCGAGCCACAUUUCUGAAGUGAAAAUCAAAUCUUUAAUGUUCCGACUAAGAAGUUACAUGUCAUAUUUAUUACAUAAGAUAAAAGCCCUCCAAACAAUACAAAACAGCUUUUUUUAUUCUAAAUGGCAAAACCCAGAACCAGCUUCAUCUUUUUGUUCAUUUUAUUUUUAUGUAUUUUUUUUAAGCAUGCUGUGGAUUGUCAUGAUCGAGUUCUGCAACACAGAGUGCAGAUAAAGAGGCGAAUAUUUAAAACACUUUACUGAUGCCACUUGAACUGCACCAAUGAAGUAAGCAUCUGACAUUUCAAGGAGGAAGAAUAAAGCACCAAGAGAUGGUGUUGAACUGACCUGGGAUCAGCUAGAUUUGACUGGUUUACACUCAGAUGGACCCUGUCUUCCUUACUGUAUUUCCUCGUUGAUGCUACUUCCUGUUGUUUUGCUUAAAGAUAUGUUAGACUGGUCUGCAGAGCUAGUCUUGCUUGUAAUUCAUCUAAUGUGAGUGGACAAAAAUGAAAAAUAACGAGGUUUUAAGCUCUAAAUAGAUGGCCAACAUACUCCCAAGCCAUCUCAAAUCUAGGAGGUGAGUUUCCAUAGUAACCAUCAAUGCCACCUGCAUGUAACCACUAAAUCAUCGUCUAAAGAGCUGAUUUAUUUGGCAAUUCUAAUAAUUCCAUCUAUAAAGAAUAGCCACCAAAGAAAUAACAACUCCUAGCUGCUCUUAGCAACAAAACAAAAAGAUUCCUACCAAACAGAAACAGUGAAACAAAAGUGGCAAAUCUGUCUGAUUAUCAGGCUAAGCUGCUUGUUUUUACAUGUUUUAAACCACUUUUAAAAGUAUUUUUGCAGCCCUGUCUGCUGAGUGGUUGCAGUGGUCGUUUUUUUUAAAGCUGCGUCAAGCGAUUUUUGACCAGUAGGGGGCAGAAAGACUCCCCAAAAAAGCUGACUGAAAUAAACCCUGAUAUGUCAUUGGCUAAUCAAGUUAUUCUGGCUAACAUUUUUGCGAACACAUCCAGCAUCUCACUGGACUCAUGUUUCUGUCUACCUGAUGACUAUAAAUCCAAUAUUCACUCUCUUUUCACUCUGGUUUGGUCUCAUUGUCAUAUUUAAACCAACAGCGAGUCAGACUUCAGGUAAACAUCAAAGAAACCUUUCAGCUUUUGUCUUUCUUCAUCCCUCACAAUCUUCUUCCUGUGUUCCUCUGGAGCUACCUCAGUAUUGUUCUGCCACCACUUGAACACACACACAUACACAUAUCUUUAGCCAGUCUGCAUGACAUAUUGCUAUCUCAGUUAUUUCAUGCUGCGGUUGUGUACAUCCUGUUAUAAUACACACUGUUAAAACUGUAUGCUGCGGUGUUGUAGCACAUGUAGCAUGUUACUUCCUAAAAAAUAAGACUUGGUCUAUUUGUCUGUCUGUAGAUGAUGCCAGUAUUCAUAAUGUUAUGCUGUGACUUGGUCAAACUCAGUAGAUCUGCUCACAGUCGUAGGUGUGAUAGAAACUUGUCAUCCUGUGGUAUCGUCACCACACUGCAAGCUUGUGAAUUACAGGUCUUGAAUAACUCAGUAGGUAAACUGUUAUAUCGGCAUCACACAACCACAGAGUGUGUGUGAUUUAUUAGACAGAAAGCAGAACAAAUGUUUUCCACUUUUGAGCUUUCAAGGCGUUCUGGCUUUAAAGCAGCCAUAAAAAGCUCUUGCCUGUGUUUUCAGAUACAGUUAUCUUUAGGUAUCUGAAAUAGUCAAAUCUGUUAAAGUUGAACUAUAGUUGUCAUUAUAGGAACUGAAACUCUGCCUUUUUAAAGCUAUCACUAAGAAAUGUUUAAAAGGUGGCAAGAACUUAACAAAUAGGAAGAAAUAAAGUCAUUAACAGAUACCAAACCACUGGAGACAUCUGUUUGUGAUUUAAACAAAGGGACACAACCAGUACUGUAAAGUAUUAUCAUUGAUAGGUGAUACAAAAGAUUGGAGGAAAUCGAUAAGUAUGAAAGCUACAAAUCUUCAAACAUGUUUUGACUUUGUUGUGAACAAAUACAAAUCAAAAAAUCUAACUUUAACGGACAGAAAGAAGUGAAAUAACUCAUAUUAAACUGUACGUAUAGAAGCUAAAAAUAGGUUUUGGCUUCAAAGUGUAGAAAAUUACAACCAAAUAUCAAACAAUCGCUGCUAGACUUUGACUUUGUCAUGCAGUUGAUUUGGAGUUGUGUCUAACUGUGGGACCUAAAAUGCUAAACCUUGAGACCGUCCUCACAAGAACAACAACAGCAUAGAGCGUUUGUUGAGAUGCUUGAAACUACCUAUAUUUACCUGACAGGUGCUCCUUGUCUGUCAGGAGCAAAUAAGGGACAGAAAAGAAGACACUGAUAAAUGAGUUAGCCUGCUGACAAUGGAGUCAGUCAGAUCACAAAACUUUCACAUUUUUCAUUUUUUAAGGCACUGAAAAAGGAUUUAUUUUGCUGUUCAGUUUGGUUAGGACUUUGGAGGACUUUGGUUACUCUUUCAUUGCAUCAUUUAAGUGUUGUUGAAGUAUUUUACUUUUGCGCCUUUUUUGACAUAAUUCGGACAAGUGAAAAAAUAUCCCUGAUGAUGUAGUAAAGACCGGUUACUUGGUGUAACACUCAGUAUUACACUAACAGAUCGAUUGAUUUGGUAGAAUGGAGUGUCCAUUGCUUUUUUAAAGUAUACAGACAAAACAUGGAACAUGAGGUAAUCAACAAGACAUAUUAAUCAUAAGCUGAGAGACGACUACAACUCUACUCUCUGGCUUUUUGGAGAUUCGACUCCUUUGUCACCGAUGCUCGAUCUUGACUUUGACCAUGGCUGGUUUGUAGUUUUGUCUACUCUUGCAUCUACAGGCUGUGUCCCAUUUUUCAGAGUCCUUUGAAGGCAGGACAACAAUCCUUCUCAAAGGCCCCUUCAAAUGUAGUUUGGAAGUGCAGCCUGAUCUCGUCCAAAUUUGGGCACUCAUGGUCAGCACAGUUGGUAUUUACCACUUUUUCAACAAUUCAAGUGCUACCUAUUGGUGGUAAACUCAAGAUUUUCCAAAUUCUACACUGACGAGGAUUCCUGAAUGUACCAUUGGUUUUCUCUAAAAGGAGGAAGUGGUGAUGACGUUGUGGUGAGCCCUUUGUAGACCAUCACAUUUGGAGAAGGACUGGUUCAGCCUGCUAGACCUUUCAGAGGCUGUCUGAUUUUGACUAUGGAAAACACAAGUGUUGUUCCCUCUGCAUCCCUGAGCAUCAAAAGACUAUCUGCAAGCAUUCAUGGUCAGUCUAGUCGGUACAGUUGGUAUUUAACACUUUGUCAACUGUUCAAGUGCAACCUCUUUGUGGUAAACUCUACAUUUUCAACCGUUAUACGCUGAAAAUGACUCCCUGAAUGUACUCGUUCAUUAGAGGGAGGAAGUGGUAAUGAUGCUUUGGUAAAUCUUCAGUAGACUCUCUCAUUUGAGGAGGGCAGGUUCAAGCUGCUGGUUUUCUGCUAGCCUUUUCCAGAGUCUGUCCUCUUCAAAGUCAAGUCAACAGCGUUGUCUCUGUGUCUCUGACAAACAAGACAUUCUUUGCAAGCAUUCGUGGUUAGUCCAGUAAGCACAGGUGGCUAUUUUAGUACCUUGUCAAGUUUAUCAAUCAGCAAUGACUUCCUCAGCAUACCCUUAAUCCAAAUUUGGAGAACACGGCCAUUGUUCUCUCUGCGUCGCUGAGCAACAAACAAAAAAAAGCACUCAUGGUCUGUCCAGUUGGCAUUUAUCACUUUGUCAACUGUUUAAGUGUAACUUCUUGGUGGCAAACUUUACAUUUUCAAACUUUGAGCUGGAAGUGGUGAUGAUGGUGUUGAAUCCUCUGUAGACCAUUUCAUUUUGGGGAGGGACGGGUUCAGUCGGUUAGCUUUCAGGUCUCGCCUUUGCAGGAUUCAUUGCCUUGAAAUGGGACACAGCUACCUUUUGUUGGGUGACCAACCAUCACUUUGUAGUCCUCACUGAUUCUAAAAACUGGCUAGCUUGGAGAUGUGGUGAUGAAGUCACUGUGCUCUGUAUCAAUGGAAAUAUUAUCUGCACUCAUCAGGUCAAAUCUAGCUCUACAUUCUGAGUACAUUUUGACUUUUCCCCUCUUUGCUGUCAGCAGCGUCUGCAAACUGAAGUGAUGAACCAGGUGUCCAAAAAUAUAAGAUAAAUAAAAACAAAAUGGUAUUUUAUCUAUGCAACACGACCAAAGUUGGCGAAAGCUGAAGCGGUGUUGUUGUGUAGAUGUGAAGGUUUGAUGACUGUUGAUGAGGACGUGUGUUGUUAUUAAUACUGCUGUAUGUAUGUACACCACUACUGUACCAUGUAUUGUUUCCUUUUUUAUUUUGUAGAAAACUGAGAUGAUUAGCAGUGACGCUGGGGUGUUGGGAGGGGUGUUGGGACAGGUGUGUUUAGGACAAAAUAGGGUUUGAAAUAUUUAAAAUAUAAUUGUGUGCCUUGCUCUACUGUUACAUCUUCUACCUUUUUUGUUAAUUAAAAACACUGCUUUCCCAGUUAGGUGAUAAAAACAUGCAACAAAAAAAUAAAAAAACGACAAAAACGUUUCAAGCAAGGUUCGAUUUGAGCUUGUGUAUAUAUGUAAAGGUGUAAAACCUUGGUGUAAAAUGCAGAGGGAGGAAUGCUUGGUGUUUGUGUUUAUUUAACUCUGUAUGUGAUCUGUGAUGUGGAAUAUCUUUAUUAUUAGUAUUGGCCAUAAAGAGCUUGACUGCAUGGUUCCUGCUAACUGUAAAACCAACUGUUGACAAAUAAACUUAAUUUAUUGGAAAAACAGAA
Thunnus maccoyii (southern bluefin tuna) is the source of this 13545-nucleotide messenger RNA. It is a transcript of the gene akap6, whose product is annotated as A kinase (PRKA) anchor protein 6. The record is from RefSeq and is a predicted model, not a curated record. The transcript is spliced from 24 exons. NCBI's taxonomy places the organism in Eukaryota, Metazoa, Chordata, Actinopteri, Scombriformes, Scombridae. Bases 304 to 8295 code for a protein of 2663 amino acids.